CCCCGGACCUCAGCUUUGGGAUUCCUCUCCCGGAAGUGGGUGGUCGAGUCUCCGUCACCACUCUGGUCACACCACCGUCGACACCGAGACUGCUGGGAUGAAGCGCACCACCGGAGAAGCGCAGGGAUUGUUCCGAGUCUGAGACUGCUGAAAGUCUUGGUGAUUCCGCAGCGAAGCGAUCUGUUAGGACUGUUUUUUGUUUAUUGAGGAGGAGGGGGAAACACGAGCUGCCAAAAUGAUGGAAGAAAUCGACAGAUUUCAGGUACCGAGCGCGGUGCAGGAGGCAGAGAUGCAGUCUGAGAUGCAGCCGCUGGAUCCUGCUUCAUCCACGGCUUCAGAGGCAGACUCUGACACCAGAGAGGGGGAACCUGUUACCAUCAACUACAAACCUUCACCUCUGCAGAUGAAAAUGGAGAAACAAAGAGAGCUGGCUCGGAAGGGCUCAUUAAAGAAUGGGAACACUGUAGGUAGUCCAGUCAACCAGCAACCCAAGAAGAACAAUGUCAUGGCCAGAACACGGUUGGUAGUGCCAAAUAAAGGCUAUUCCUCUUUAGACCAGAGCCCAGACGAAAAGCCCUUGGUGGCAUUAGAUACAGACAGCGAUGAUGAUUUUGACAUGUCAAGAUACUCAUCGUCAGGAUACUCUUCUGCCGAGCAAAUCAAUCAGGAUCUGAACAUUCAGCUGCUGAAAGACGGUUACCGCCUAGAUGAAAUCCCUGACGAUGAGGACUUGGAUCUGAUACCACCCAAAUCAGUCAACCCUACCUGCAUGUGCUGCCAGGCAACCUCCUCCACAACCUGUCAAAUCCAGUAACCCUCCAGUACCCCUGCCCCUUUUCAACAUUACAUAACUCCCGCCUUCAUCCGCUGUGAGUUUACCUCGCCACCAAAGGGGCAGUGGUGAGGCGUUGGUAGGAUUAAAUCGUGACAGUUAAAGUGCUUUGAUGAUAGCUACAAAUAAUCCAAUUAAAUAGAAUAUUUGGUUCAAAAGUGUAGAUCAGAACAAUAAGUAUGUAUAGAAAUGUUAUUAAAGUGGUGGAUUCCUCCUAUGGUAGGACAUAGACGUCUGCACUGAUACCAGGUCACAGUACACAAAAGGUCAGUUGAUGCUGAUUUAAAUAUCCCAGAAGAGUAACAGACAUUAUAACAGCUGACUUACCUGCCUGAACUCGCUUUGCCUUUUUUUCUAGUUUUGUUUCCUAUGUCAUUAUGAGGUGGGGUGUGUUGUUGAGAUGUAUGUAUUUUUUUUUUCUUCUAAAACAACAUCUUCAUUUAUUGUACUGUACAGGGUUGUUAUGUAGUACAGCUCAGUCACAACACCACUAUCACAUCCUAUGCCCCAAGGAUUGUGGACAUUUCUUGAUGUUUGAAUGGCUGUGGAGCAAAAUUACAUGCAGAGCACCAGACGUUGAGAAGAAAAACAAAAAGCACGUAGCUUUUGCACUUUUUAGUUUUGCAGCCACUUCUGCUGCUGCGACACAAGCUUGGCUUGCAUCGUUUGAAUUUGCACAUUUUGUUUUUAAUUUGGUGAGCCCAUGUCUUUGUGUUUUAUCCUGCACAGCAGUGACUGUGGCUCAAACAAAAUGACUUGGGUCAGAAAAAGAAAAGAGCCUGGUCAUGAUGCUCAUAUGAUCCGCACAUCAUCAAGGCCAAAGGAACUGGAGGGAUGGGGGUGGAGCUUCAGAUAGAUUUUACAGCACAGCUUGUUCUCAUCUUUAUCUCCAAGAACAACAAUCACUGGACACUGCAGAUCAUUAAUUGCACACACAAGUUCAGAAAAGAUUCCUUCUCUUCUCACACGUGCAUGCAUACGAACCUACAGCUCCAAAACAGGAAGUGAGACAACAUCUAAAUCUCUUUCGACUACUAUAACAGAAACCAUUUUUGUAAUCCCAACAUUGAAGAUGAUGGACUCUGAGCACCGCUGUCCUUCUUUUACGACCUCUCUCCUCUAUAAAUCACUCCGUUAAUGCAUUUUGAGUAUGCCUUAAAGACAUAAGUUUCAAAACAAAAUAUUGUGUAUUGCUGUUUUAUUUCAUUUUAUUUUAAACGUGUUUGCUGUGAAUAAAAGUUUGCUUUUUUUUCAAAAUGUAAAAAAAUAUCAAGUGUUUUUUUUUCUUAGAUUUUUAACGAUUUCCACAUAUAGUAAACACUUCCAUUACAGUAUUCAACAAUGUUAUUGUCAUGUGCAGUGUAUGAAGGUGAUGAAUAAACACAAAGCAAACAUUG
Messenger RNA from Nothobranchius furzeri (turquoise killifish), 2229 nucleotides. RefSeq names its product family with sequence similarity 219 member Ab (gene fam219ab). The record is from RefSeq and is a predicted model, not a curated record. Lineage: Eukaryota; Metazoa; Chordata; Actinopteri; Cyprinodontiformes; Nothobranchiidae.